Molecule: messenger RNA, 3778 nt
Organism: Conger conger (European conger)
Lineage: Eukaryota; Metazoa; Chordata; Actinopteri; Anguilliformes; Congridae
Gene: chst13
Product: carbohydrate sulfotransferase 11
Exons: 3
Coding region: 491-1513 (340 amino acids)
Biological process (GO): carbohydrate biosynthetic process; proteoglycan biosynthetic process
Cellular component (GO): membrane
Molecular function (GO): sulfotransferase activity
Source: RefSeq, a predicted model, not a curated record
CGUUACGUCACGCAUGGCCAUUCACUGCCGUCCAUGUUAUAGGAAAGUUUAGAGUUAACAGGAAAACCGACGUUUCAGAAAAUUGAGGCGAUGUCUUUAAGUCGUGGUCUGUAAGAUAUAUGUUGCGCCACUGCUUAGCAGUUAAGCUUGGGAGAAAGUGUUCAAUAACCAGCUUGUUAGCGCAACUCAUAUUUUGUUGCUCGCGGCUAUCCACAGGGCUUUGGCUAUUUAUUAGCCAUUUGCCUGCCCGGAUUUCUUUUUCUUUUUUGUCUGCUGUUGCUAUACGGGUCAGUAGAUUUAAGCGAUCAGUGUGUGCACUGGGUUCUUUAAAGAUGACGACUUCCACAAGCGUGGAUAACCAACAGGUCAGCUACACGCAAAGACAAUUCAUUGUAACUUUUUCUUAAAAACUUUCUCGGCGAGCAGAAGGGCUGUCUCGCAUGAACCACCGCGGGACCAGGUUUGGGCUCUGCCACUUCGGAGAUUCAGGAUGAGAAGACCCAAGGUGUGUCGGAUGAUUCUGGCGACAUGUGUGGGGUCUUUCAUCAUAGUCGUGUUUUACUUUCAGACCAGCUUAAAACCAGCUGCAGAGCAGGGCAGUAGGCGGACGGACUGGCAGGGGAAGUCCGGGAGGAGCCCGCUGCAGACUCUGUAUGAGGGAGACCAGCUGGACCUGUCGGGCGCGCAGGUCACGCAUCAGGGCCGGAGGCAGCUGAUGGAGGACGCCUGCCACACCUACACCAGGAAGAAGCGCGUCCUCAUACCGGAGGACCUCAAGCACUUGAUUGUGGACGACCAGCACGGGCUGCUCUACUGCUACGUGCCCAAGGUGGCCUGCACCAACUGGAAGCGCGUUCUGAUGGUGCUGACGGGCGACGGCCGCUACCAAGACCCCCUCAAGAUCCCGGCCAACGAGGCCCACGUGGCUGGCAACCUGCGCACGUUGUCCGAGUACUCCACGGCCGAAAUCAACCACCGCCUGCGCACCUACCUGAAGUUCGUCUUCGUGCGUGAGCCGUUCGAGCGCCUGGUCUCGGCCUACCGCAACAAGUUCACCCGCAGCUACAACACGGCCUUCCACAAGCGCUACGGCACCAAGAUCAUCCGCCGGCACCGGCCCGACCCAAGGCCCGAGGCCCUGGACCGGGGAAACGACGUGUCCUUCGAGGAGUUCGUGUACUACCUGGUGGACCCGCACACCCAGCGAGAGGAGCCCUUCAACGAGCACUGGGAGAGGGUGCACUCGCUCUGCCACCCCUGCCUCAUCCGCUACGACGUGGUGGGCAAGUACGAGACGCUGGAGCAGGACUCGCGCUACGUGCUGCAGCUGGCCGGCGUGGAGGCCGAGGUCCGCUUCCCCGCCUCGGCCAAGAGCGCGCGGACUACGGGCGACAUGACGGCCCAGUUCUUCCACAACAUCAGCCCCUUCUAUCAGAAGAAGCUCUACAACCUCUACAAGAUGGACUUCCUGCUCUUCAACUACACCGUGCCUGACUACCUGAAGUUCAAAUGAGGCUGGGUUUUUGGGUAGGCUGGCACCCGCAAAAUCUUUGAAUAAGGUACUUUGGAUGUUUUCUCUUUCCUUUCAGUGUCGAAGGAAUUUGCUUGCUAGACAUGGCAUUGCGAGCUGCUUCUUGAAUUGGGCUUUCAUUGGACAAUGCCUAUGAGAGAUUGUAAGUGCACGCAGUUCACUUCUUAAUGUGGAAAAAACUUUGAGUGCAUCAAAGGCAGGACUUUUGCACAAACAGAGCCCCUCUUUGGCUGGGUUGCUUCCUCUCAGAUCUCCAGGUGGCCUCCCUACACUUGCUUCCUCUACAGUGCCUCAAGGAUGUGUAGGUUUUAUUGAAUGGACUCGAGCCCUCUCGGGAAAGUCACUGUAAAAGCACCAUUGCCUUUUAACAGUGUUUCUAUGUCAUAUUUAUGGUUUCGUCAUUGUAUUUAUUGUGAACUAGUACUGUGAGCUGAUGUUAGAUUUGAAUUAGCGGGAAGCCAGAACCACAUCCAGAUAUCUGUCAGCCUCCAUUGUCUGGAACAGCAUUUUAUCAUUCCGGUUUCAGAAAAUUAUUUUGAAAUGAAAUUUAUUGACCCAAUUAAGCAAAAUGGUGAGUGGUAAAACCUAUGGGUUGUUCUUUAAGAAUAUAAUAAGGACAUACAGAGGGUUUACAGAUGUGGCCUUUAGUGGUCAUUUACAUGGUGUGUGCUUGGACCGCUGAACAGUUAACUUAGGGGUUAUGUUUCAGAUUUUGACCUUUUCUGUGAAAGUGUUCAGGCCAAACCCAUGAUGAAUGGUCCUUGCAUGAUAAAACUGCGAACAAAGUUCAACAGAAAAGGUCUAGGUGCCUGCUUAAUGGCACUCAGUGACGAAGACACUGACAGAAACUGCUGCAUACACUUCUGCAUAAGCGCUGUGUUGGGAAACUUGCUGGCUUCACACGUCUGGGUGAUCUUUAAGUACUGCUAGCCGUUUCCAUUGGGCUACGUGCAGUAACCAGAACAUCCUGCGUGUCUUCUACUACCAUAUGAAUAUUCAUGAAGAAGUGUGACAUCCCAGCCAUUUCGCAUGGCUAAUAUUUACACAUAUCUACUAAAGAGAAUGCAGCCUGAAAACAUUUUUACUUAAAUUUAGGAAUCAUAUACAAAACAAUUUAAUAAAUGGCAAAUGAGUCUAAACCGCAUAAUGGAUGAAUGAACAAAUGGGUCAUAUGUACUGUAGGGUACUUAUUAAUCAGGAUAGGUCUGUCUGUACAAAUACAUUCAUAUGUACAGUAUAUGUACCUAUAUUACUUCACAUGUUUAAUUCUUCCAAUGUACAGCAUUCAAACAUUUAAAGCAUGCUGAAUUUUAGGUUUCAGGAUGCAUUCCUUUCAGUAAAAGUGUGUAUGUGCACGUGAUCAGGAAGCUAAUUCUUGUCCAUUACUGUUCUUGGCCUUUUUGAAAGGUCUCGGCUUCAGGAGGAGAGAGAGUAUGCAGCUUUCUGUUGGUUGAUGAAUGAAUCUGUGGUGCUGUGUAGCUGAGUGUCAGCGUAUACUGAUCAGUUUACCGUGAAGAUGCUACCAAAGAGCGCUGCUUCUGGACAAACAAAAUGUUGGAAAGGUUUAGCAGAUGCAGCAGGCUUUUUGUGUGAAAAAUGAAUGUGGUUGUGUUGAACGUCUGCUGUGUUAACUGCCCCAGAUGGGUUCAGUGCUGGUGGCCAUGUGGCUGAUCCCUCAGGUGCUCACUUAUCAUUCCCAAGUGCAUUGUGGGUGAGCAGGACUACCACAUGUCCACAAAUCCUGGAUUUGUGAUGUGGUAUUUUUUUGUUAAUCUAUUAUUCAGAUGAUCAAAUUGUAUGAAGACCAAUGAAAAUAUAUAUUAACAAAAUUAUAUAUUAUAAUUGAGUGAGUUAACCACAGUCAAAGCACCCAAAAUGAGUUUGUUGUUCAUUGUAGAUCUUGCAGGAAUACACUCACACUAUGGAGCCUGCAGUCAAUGUACAGCCGAAAUUGCAUAUUUAUAAGAAACUGUGAAUUUAAUAUCAGUGUGCACUAAAUUAUACAGGCAGUAGUUGUUGAACACGCAAGUUGAAAGGCAGUAAUUCAGUGUUGAAUUAGUUCUUACCCUUUGUUUUCUGUUGAUGAUUCAGCUUUCUGUUGAUGACUCAGAUGGUCCAUUCAUGUGUACAGUGUUAAUGUUUGCCAAUACGUUCACUGGAAAUGUAGACGUUGGAGAUCAAACUCACUGUGGUUUAACAGACAUCUGGGCACCAUUUCCCCCCCAAAUAAAACCAUUCUGAAACUCA